Molecule: messenger RNA, 615 nt
Organism: Aspergillus calidoustus
Lineage: Eukaryota; Fungi; Ascomycota; Eurotiomycetes; Eurotiales; Aspergillaceae
Source: the annotation of a GenBank genome assembly
AUGCUUCGUCGUCCCUUCUUCCUCUUCGCGGCGUUUCAAAGUCUGUCUUUGACGGCUUCAAAGCGAGCAUUUUCUACCACACAGCCGGCACAGAAGAUUAAACCGCUACCGGACCAUAUACCUCCAUAUCCAUACAAACCCAAUUACACGUACCGACAAUCCAACACGGGUCUCUAUGGUGGCGCAACGAUUCAGUACGGAAACAAGAUUUCUCAGGGCCGAAACGAAGGCAAAACGCGACGAUUCUGGAAGCCCAACGUUAGGCGGAAGAAGCUGUAUAGCAAGGCGCUUGACGAACAUCUUUACGUCAAGGUCACACGGAAAGCCAUACGAACGAUUCAGAAGGCAGGAAGCCUUGACCAGUACGUGCUAGGGGAUAGUCCGGGGCGGGUCAAGGCGUUGGGCCUUUACGGAUGGAAACUCCGAUAUCGAGUGAUGCAGACCGAGCGAAUCCAAAAGAAGCUUAAUACGGAGAGAGAGCGCCUAGGACUGCCUGAGCGACCCUCAUUCAACGAGUGGCUGCAAACGAACCAGGCCGCAAUUAGGAAAUCUGCGGAAAAACAAAGCAACAUCCGGCAGAAGACGAAGCCAACCUACAACCCAAAGAACUACUAG